Molecule: messenger RNA, 2080 nt
Organism: Brassica rapa (field mustard)
Lineage: Eukaryota; Viridiplantae; Streptophyta; Magnoliopsida; Brassicales; Brassicaceae
Product: CBS domain-containing protein CBSCBSPB3
Molecular function (GO): protein binding
Source: RefSeq, a predicted model, not a curated record
AUUAUUAGUCGUAGCUUAUAAUUCAAGCAUAUUAUUAAAAUGAAAGAAGAAGAAGAGGGUGGCGAAGCACCACACAUACGCCGAUAAAUGGCUAACGACCAUUGUUAACAGCUUUUGGAAACGAACAACCAGAGACAAUACAACUGCUCCAGAAGACAAAGGUAAACCUUAAUAUCGAUCGGUAUGAGUACUCAGGCGACGGGUGCUUCUUCAACAUCAGGGAGGAGGAGCACCACCACUGUACGGCGAGCCUCCAAGAAAUCAGUUCAAUCGGAGAACGGAAGCGUCGUCAAUGGCGGGAACACCUCCAAGCCAAACUCACCUCCUUCUCAGCUUCCCUCUAGCGUUGAGAGAACAGUUAAGAAGCUUCGGUUAUCGAAAGCUCUCACUAUCCCGGAAGGAACCACUGUCUUUGACGCUUGUCGGAGAAUGGCUGCUCGGCGUGUGGACGCUGUUCUCUUGACUGACUCAAGUGCGCUUCUCUCAGGGAUUUGUACAGACAAGGACGUAGCUACGAGAGUGAUUGCUGAAGGGUUGAGACCGGAACAGACUUUGGUCUCUAAGGUUAUGACAAGGAACCCUAUCUUUGUUACCUCUGAUUCAUUGGCUAUUGAAGCGCUUCAGAAGAUGGUUCAAGGGAAGUUUAGGCACUUGCCUGUUGUGGAGAAUGGUGAAGUCAUUGCUUUGUUGGAUAUCACUAAGUGUUUAUACGAUGCUAUUUCGAGAAUGGAGAAAGCUGCAGAGCAAGGAAGUGCUUUAGCUGCUGCUGUUGAAGGUGUUGAGAAGCAGUGGGGAGCUGGAUACUCUGCGCCCUAUGCUUUCAUCGAGACGUUGAGGGAGAGAAUGUUUAAGCCUGCAUUGUCAACGAUUAUCACUGAGAAUUCAAAAGUUGCGCUUGUGGCACCAUCAGAUCCUGUCUCCGUUGCUGCCAAAAGGAUGCGGGACUUGCGUGUUAACUCUGUGAUCAUCUCCACGGGGAGCAAGAUCCAGGGGAUACUGACUUCAAAGGACAUUCUUAUGCGUGUCGUGGCGCAGAACUUAUCUCCUGAGCUUACUCUUGUUGAGAAGGUGAUGACACCGAACCCUGAAUGUGCGUCGCUAGAGACGACUAUUCUUGAUGCGUUGCAUAUAAUGCAUGAUGGGAAGUUCUUGCAUCUUCCAAUCAUGGACAAAGACGGUUCCGCUGCAGCUUGUGUGGAUGUGUUGCAGAUAACUCACGCAGCUAUUUCAAUGGUUGAGAACAGCUCUGGAGCUGUGAACGACAUGGCUAACACCAUGAUGCAGAAGUUCUGGGACUCGGCUCUUGCGUUAGACCCUCCUGAAGAUUCAGACACUCAAAGCGAAAUGUCGGCGAUGAUGCAUCAUUCAGAGCUUGGCAAGCUCACUUCUUACCCUUCUCUAGGGCUAGGGAACUCGUUUUCUUUCAAGCUCGAAGAUCUCAAGGGCCGUGUGCAUCGUUUUACUUCUUCCGCUGAGAACCUUGAGGAGCUGAUGGGUAUUGUGAUGCAAAGAAUCGGUAGUGACAUCAACGAUGUGGAACAACGGCCUCAGAUUAUAUAUGAGGAUGAUGAAGGUGAUAAGGUUUUGAUUACAUCGGAUAGUGAUUUGGUUGGUGCUGUUACUCUUGCUAGGUCUGCAGGACAAAAGGUAUUGAGGCUGCAUCUGGACUUCACGGAGACAAGAACAAGGAGCUUGAGCUUGGAAACGGGUCAACUCAUGAAAGAGAAUAAUACUACAGAGAGAGAAAGAGGUGGAUGGGUUACAUGGCGUGGUGGUGUGGUGGUUACAGGAGCUGUUGUGCUAACGAGCAUAGCCGUAGUUGUUUACUUGAAACGCUCAAAGAUGUGAUCAAAAGCUCUCUGGAAGGCAUAAGUCUUUUUCUUUUUCUUUCUAUUUUGGUAUGUUUCAUACAGAUUUGUCUCUUUUGUCAUACGAAAAGAGAAACUUUAUUUCACUACAGAUAUUUAUUAAAUUAUUGGGGGACACACCCCUAUUCAGAAGAGAUUAUUAGAUUUGACAGAGCUGAUGUAAAACCUCUGAAACCGAGAAAAUAAAAGCAGGGAAUGUUGUUGCACUGCAA